AUGUCACUAUUCAGUUCCCCACCCGAAGCCAGAUUAGGGUCUCUUGGCGUCGAGCCUCUACUCCCUUGCCCGCCACUGCCCAAUAUUGUCUCGGAAUGGGCAGCAAUCCUGCCACUCGUAUGCCAUCUCGCGGGUCAAAGAGAUGAUUACAUCACGACUGGAGAGAUAGCACUGAUGGGCAGACUGUCUGUCGGGAUUUUUCCCAGGCUUGGGACCCUCUCUGGAUUGGCCAGACUGUUGGACAGGGGAACCAAAUAUCUUGACCAUGCAAGCACUAGAGGCGGCUCGAGUCGUACCGUCUAUGAUGUGAAAUGGGGAAGUGUGUUCCCUUGUGCAAACGGUGCUGCCUGUGCUGCCAUUUCGAGAUAUCUUCUGAGCAGGGACAGACAACCCCCUCAGCGAAUGCCGGAAACACGGCCUCCCCAGCCUGAAGAGGACAAAAACGAAAAGUCUUCAUUUCAUCAAGAAUUCAAGAUCAGACCUGUGUCUAGCUCUCUCAGAAGUGAAGUACGGUCCAUAGCCUCGGGAGAAGAAAAGACUGGGGAAGACGUCCGCCGUUAUCAAGUUCUUCACGUGUACCAAUUGAACCGAAAGCCCAAACAGAAUUCCUUGAGACAAUGUGUCACUCGGCUACCAUUGUCAUUACCUGGUCAACUCUUAUGGUCCUCUACGCUCUUAUGCCUCGCAAUCUUGUUCUGCCUCAUUGGCUGCUUUGGCCCAGCAGCUCUCGUUGUCUGCAACUCGCUGUCACAGCUUGUAGCCUUGCGUGUUCCGAUAACCCGUCCGUCUACAUAUCUCAGAAACAAUGAGAUGCACGACGCAUGUAUGCUUGUUGCAUCCCAUGAGAACGCAAGCGAGUGGCACCUGUUCAUCGGCGAUCGGGGGGUAGCGGAUACUUUGCUCAACAAACCCAUGUUCAUGGUACCCAAGGGAAGGUCGACUCGCUUCGCAGCCGGCUGGUUCUGGUUCGCCAACUUAUUCCAGCUCACAGCCAUGACUUAUGUUGCUGCGCAAAAGGGGUGGGAUGGGGUAUGGUUGGUGGCUCUUCUCGCUGUGCAUUGGGCUCUGCGGUGGUCGUUUUCCGGUCGGGCCCUUGCCCGCGACUGGCUCGAGCGAGAGGGCAUCGACGCCAACGUCAGGAGCUUUGAAUUUGGCGGCCGGUACGCCAUGAUGGGUGCUAUCCAGGUGCUCAGUAAAAGCACAGCCACGCGCUGGAUGGACAAUAUCUUGGUCCCUCAUCCCCGACGAGAGGCUUGGCUCGGCGCGCUUGGCGUCGGAGAGCCAACAGGAAGCCUCAACUUUCACGACCAAAGCUGGCUGGAAUACACAACUGAAGCAUCUUUGGCUUCAGCGGAAGUAAUGAAAAGUACGUUCGGCUUGAGUCAGUGCCAGACAUCGGUUUGA
This is a messenger RNA of Pestalotiopsis fici W106-1, 1404 nucleotides long. RefSeq lists its product as uncharacterized. NCBI's taxonomy places the organism in Eukaryota, Fungi, Ascomycota, Sordariomycetes, Amphisphaeriales, Sporocadaceae. The transcript has a single exon. The coding region runs from base 1 to 1404 and encodes 467 amino acids. The record is from RefSeq and is a predicted model, not a curated record.